CGUUGGAGCGGAACGUGGAGGUGGCCCUGGGGCGGGAGGAGGGGCGGCGGCGAAGGCUGGGAGAGUCCGACGGGCGUCGCGCGGACACGGGAGCCGGUCGCUGAGGGUCCCCGCCAGGAGGAUGAAGUUAAAGGAAGUAGACCGUACGGCCAUGCAGGCCUGGAGCCCUGCCCAGAAUCAUCCCAUUUACCUAGCUACAGGAACAUCUGCUCAGCAGUUGGAUGCAACGUUUAGUACCAGUGCUUCCCUCGAGAUAUUUGAAUUAGACCUUUCUGACCCGUCCUUGGAUAUGAAGUCUUGUGCCACCUUCUCUUCUUCUCACAGGUACCACAAGUUGAUUUGGGGCCCUCAUAAGAUGGAUUCCAAAGGGAAUGUCUCUGGAGUUCUGAUUGCAGGUGGUGAAAAUGGAAAUAUUAUUCUUUACGAUCCUUCUAAAAUUAUAGCUGGAGACAAAGAAGUUGUGAUUGCCCAAAAUGACAAGCAUACCGGCCCAGUAAGAGCCUUGGAUGUGAAUAUUUUCCAGACUAAUCUGGUAGCCUCUGGUGCUAAUGAAUCUGAAAUCUACAUUUGGGAUCUCAACAACUUUGCAACACCAAUGACACCAGGAGCCAAAACACAGCCCCCAGAAGAUACCAGCUGCCUUGCGUGGAACAGACAAGUUCAGCAUAUUUUAGCAUCAGCCAGUCCCAGUGGCCGGGCCACUGUGUGGGAUCUUAGGAAAAAUGAACCUAUCAUCAAAGUCAGUGACCAUAGUAACAGGAUGCAUUGCUCUGGGUUGGCGUGGCAUCCAGAUGUUGCGACUCAGAUGGUCCUUGCCUCUGAGGAUGAUAGAUUACCGGUGGUCCAGAUGUGGGAUCUUCGCUUUGCUUCCUCUCCACUCCGUGUCUUGGAAAACCAUGCGAGGGGGAUUUUGGCAAUUGCUUGGAGCAUGGCAGAUCCGGAAUUGCUGCUGAGCUGCGGAAAAGAUGCUAAGAUUCUCUGCUCCAACCCUAACACAGGAGAGGUGUUGUAUGAACUUCCCACCAACACACAGUGGUGCUUUGACAUUCAGUGGUGUCCCAGAAACCCUGCUGUCUUAUCAGCGGCUUCCUUUGAUGGGCGGAUCAGCGUGUAUUCCAUCAUGGGUGGGAGUGCAGAUGGCUUAAGGCAGAAACAAGUCGACAAGCUUUCAUCGUCCUUUGGGAAUCUUGAUCCCUUUGGCACAGGACAGCCCCUUCCUCCAUUACAAAUUCCUCAGCAGACGGCUCAGCGUAACAUAGUGUUGCCUCUGAAGAAGCCACCCAAGUGGACCCGAAGGCCUGUUGGAGCUUCCUUUUCCUUCGGAGGCAAACUGGUUACCUUUGAGAACGGCAGAGUGCAGGCCCAGCAGGGAGCUGAGCAGCACCACCAGGUGUUCGUCAGUCAGGUCGUCACAGAAGAGGAGUUCCUCAGCCGGUCGGACCAGCUGCAGCAGGUCGUGCAGUCGCAAGGAUUUGUCGGUUACUGUCAGAAGAAAAUCGAGGCUUCUCAGACUGAGUUUGAAAAAAAUGUGUGGUCCUUUUUGAAGGUGAACUUUGAGGAUGAUUCUCGGGGAAAAUACCUUGAACUUCUAGGAUACAGAAAAGAAGACCUAGGAAAGAAGAUCACUUUGGCCUUGAGCAACGUGGACGGACCAAAUGCGGCUCUUAAAGACUCUGACCAAGUAGCACAGAGUGAUGGGGAGGAGAGCCCUGCUGCCAGAGAGCAGCUCUUGGGAGAGUGCAUUAAAGAGGGAAAACAAGAAUCUGAAUUUCUACCAUCAGCAGGAGGAACAUUUAACAUCUCCAUCAGUGGGGAUAUUGAUGGCCUAAUUACUCAGGCUUUGCUGACGGGUAACUUUGAGAGCGCUGUUGACCUUUGUUUACAUGACAACCGCAUGGCCGAUGCCAUCAUACUGGCUAUAGCAGGUGGACAAGAACUCCUGGCUCAAACGCAGAAAAAAUACUUCGCAAAAUCCCAGAGCAAAAUUACCAGGCUAAUUACUGCAGUGGUGAUGAAGAACUGGAAAGAAAUUGUUGAGUCUUGUGACCUUAAAAAUUGGAGAGAGGCUUUAGCUGCGGUAUUGACUUACGCUAAACCAGAUGAAUUUUCAACGCUUUGUGAUCUUUUGGGAACCAGACUUGAAAGUGAAGGUGACAGUCUCCUGCAGACUCAAGCAUGUCUCUGCUAUAUUUGUGCAGGGAAUGUAGAGAAACUGGUUGCAUGUUGGACUAAAGCUCAAGAUGGAAGCAAUCCUUUGUCCCUUCAGGAUCUUAUUGAGAAGGUUGUCAUUCUGCGAAAAGCUGUACAACUCACCCAAGCCAUGGACACCAAUACCGUAGGAGUUCUUUUGGCUGAGAAAAUGAGUCAGUAUGCGAAUUUGUUGGCAGCCCAGGGCAGCAUUGCUGCAGCCUUGGCUUUUCUUCCUGAAAACACCAACCAGCCGAAUAUUGUGCAGCUUCGCGACAGACUUCGUAAAGCACAAGGACAGCCUGUACCAGGACAGGAAUCACCUAAAACUCCUUAUGACAGGCAGCAGCUGCCCAAGGGCCGGCCUGGACCAGUGGCUGGCCACACACAGAUGCCCAGAGUUCCGGCUCCGCAAUAUUACCCGCAUGGAGAAAAUCCUCCACCUCCAGGUUUCAUAAUGCAUGGAAAUGCCAUCCCCAACGCUGCCACAGCUCAGCUUCCCACGUCUCCGGGUCAUAUGCACACCCAGGUACCACCGUAUCCACAGCCACAGCCUUAUCAGCCAGCCCAGCAGUAUUCCUUCGGAACAGGGGGGUCAGCAGUGUACCGGCCUCAGCAGCCUGUCGCUCCUUCUGCUUCAAAUGCUUACCCUAACACCCCUUACAUAUCUCCCGCUUCUUCCUACUCGGGGCAGUCUCCGCUGUAUGCAGCACAGCACCAGGCCUCUCCACCUGCCUCCAGCUCUGCUGCUGCUUUCCCUCCUCCCCCUUCCUCUGGAGCAUCCUUCCAGCAUGGCGGACCAGGAGCUCCGCCGUCCUCUUCAGCUUACGUGCUGCCUCCGGGAACAACAGGUACACUGCCUGCUGCCGGCGAGCUGCCUGCGUCGCAGAGAACAGGUCCUCAGAAUGGUUGGAAUGAUCCUCCAGCUUUGAACAGAGUACCUAAGAAGAAGAAGAUGCCUGAAAACUUUGUGCCUCCUGUUCCCAUCACGUCACCAAUCAUGAGCCCUUUGGGUGACCUCCAAUCCCAGAUGCUGCCACAGCAGCCUUCAGCCCCCGCACCUCUGUCAAGCCAAGCUUCAUUCCCACAGCCACACCUCGCAGGUGGCCAGACCUUCCAUGGCAUCCCGCAAGCCCUCGGUCAACCAGGCGUGCCACCUUCUUUCUCCAAGCCCAAUACUGAAGGCGCGCCAGGGGCUCCUAUUGGAAAUACCGUCCAGCAUGUGCAGUCUUUGCCAACAGAAAAAAUUACCAAGAAACCUAUUCCAGAUGAGCACCUCAUUCUAAAGACCACAUUCGAGGAUCUCAUUCAGCGCUGCCUCUCUUCGGCUACAGAUCCUCAAACCAAGAGGAAGCUAGAUGAUGCCAGCAAACGCUUGGAGUUUCUGUAUGAUAAACUUAGGGAACAGACGCUUUCACCCACAAUCAUCAAUGGUUUGCACAGCAUUGCAAGGAGCAUCGAAUCGCGCAACUACUCGGAAGGCCUGACCAUCCACACCCACAUAGUCAGCACCAGCAACUUCAGUGAGACCUCAGCUUUCAUGCCGGUUCUCAAAGUCGUCCUCACCCAGGCCAAUAAGCUGGGUGUCUAAAAGGACGUCUUUACUCCCAGCCCAUAUUGCCAUUUUUCCAAAGAAACCUAUUUUAAGAAAUGUUAAGGUAUGGACCAGUCCUCAUUAGCAUGUUUCCAUAGCAGCCGGUCAAGAGCAUUUACACUAUUUCUGCAGAUAUACUCACCUUAGAACUGCUCAAAACCCAGGUGCUUUCUUUUGUUUUAACCUUUUAUUGCCCAUGAUGAUUUUCCUAUUCUGCAAAUAGUGUAUUUCCUGGAUUACACAUAGUGUGUUUUCCUGAAGUAUUCUGAUUAAAUGUGGUUUUUAAAACCUCAGUAUACUUUUUGGAAAAGGAGCAUCUGGUUAUACAUAAAGCAGAGCCAAAACUAACUUUCGUUCACGUCCUCCCUGCUUCCUCUAUGUCAAUCAGAUUAAAGUGUGUAACCCUA
This is a messenger RNA of Enhydra lutris kenyoni (northern sea otter), 4188 nucleotides long. RefSeq names its product SEC31 homolog A, COPII coat complex component (gene SEC31A). Gene Ontology annotation, biological process: endoplasmic reticulum to Golgi vesicle-mediated transport; endoplasmic reticulum organization; COPII-coated vesicle cargo loading. Gene Ontology annotation, molecular function: structural molecule activity; protein binding. NCBI's taxonomy places the organism in Eukaryota, Metazoa, Chordata, Mammalia, Carnivora, Mustelidae. The transcript has 27 exons. The record is from RefSeq and is a predicted model, not a curated record. Gene Ontology annotation, cellular component: endoplasmic reticulum exit site; COPII vesicle coat. The coding region runs from base 122 to 3778 and encodes 1218 amino acids.